Molecule: messenger RNA, 486 nt
Organism: Eubalaena glacialis (North Atlantic right whale)
Lineage: Eukaryota; Metazoa; Chordata; Mammalia; Artiodactyla; Balaenidae
Gene: FAM174C
Product: family with sequence similarity 174 member C
Exons: 3
Coding region: 9-398 (129 amino acids)
Cellular component (GO): extracellular region
Source: RefSeq, a predicted model, not a curated record
GGCGGGCUAUGGGGCCGCGUGUGCUGCCGCCGCGGCUCCUGCUGCUGCUGCUGCCGGCGCUGCUGUGCGGAGCCGAGGAUGCCGCGCCCCCGUCGCUGCGCCGCACGCAGGCCACGCUCUUGCAGCCCGCCGUGACGAACGGGAGCCAGCCGGGCGCGCCGCACAACAGCACACACCCUUGGCCGCUGGGCUCGCCGGACUCGCCGCUUCUGCGUUCCCUCUACGUGGUCACGGGCCUCAUCUUCUUGGCCGUGCUCUACUUCCUCAUCCGGGCAUUCAGAUUGAAAAAGCCGCAGCGGAGGAGGUACGGGCUCCUGGCCAACACCGAGGACCCAACCGAGAUGGCAUCGCUGGACAGCGACGAGGAGACGGUCUUUGAAACAAGGAACCUGAGAUGAUGUACAGGUUGGGAAGGCAGCAUUUCCAGCGGCCCUGUGGGAAGGACAAGAGACAGGGCCCCUCCCAGUGCUUGGAACGCCCCGCUGA